AUGGGAAACUUGCACAUUUCAUGGCUUCUUCUAGCUCAAUGCCUGUUGCUAGUCACCAGAAUUAGUGCCAAGGUCCCUGCAGUCGUCGUGUUCGGGGACUCCUCGGUGGAUGCCGGGAACAACAACCAGAUUCCCACAAUUCUCAGAAGCAAUUUUGAGCCUUAUGGCCGAGACUUUUCCGGUGGCAAGCCAACUGGGAGGUUCUCCAAUGGCAGAGUGCCUACAGAUUUCAUCUCCCAGGCUCUUGGACUCAAACCAUUCGUACCUGCCUACUUGGAUCCUUCCUAUAACAUAUCAGAUUUUGCCACUGGUGUCACCUUUGCUUCUGCUGGGACUGGCUAUGAUACUGCAACUUCAGAUGUGCUGUCUGUGAUACCACUAUGGAAGCAACUGGAGUACUACAAGGAAUAUCAGAACAAACUAAGACUUUAUCUUGGAGGAAUAAAGGCAAACGAAAUAAUCAAUGGAGCUUUGUACACUAUGAGCUUAGGCACCAAUGACUUCCUGGAAAACUACUACACAUACCCCGGCCGGUCAUCCCAAUACUCUAUCCAACAAUACCAAGAUUUUCUCAUUGGAAUUGCAGGAAAUUUCAUCAAGCAACUCUACCAUCUCGGAGCCCGUAAAAUCUCCCUCGGAGGUCUGCCUCCGAUGGGGUGCUUGCCAUUGGAGAGAACCACAAACAUCAUGGGUGGAAAUGACUGCAUUGCAGAUUACAACAAUGUGGCUCUGGAGUUCAAUGGCAAGUUGAAUGGCUUGACCACAAACCUCAACAAAGAGCUUCCUGGUCUCAAACUUGUGUUUUCAAACCCAUAUUACAUUUUCCUGCAGAUGAUAAGAAGACCUUCUUUGUAUGGAUUUGAGGUGACAUCAGUGGCUUGCUGUGCCACAGGGAUGUAUGAAAUGGGGUACGCAUGCAAUCAAAACAACAUGUUCACCUGCACGGAUGCAAGCAAAUAUAUAUUCUGGGAUUCAUUUCAUCCUACAGAGAAAGCAAACCAUAUAAUCUCUGAUUAUGUGGUGAAAAAAGUACUGGCCCAGUUUCUUUGA
This is a messenger RNA of Prunus armeniaca (apricot), 1050 nucleotides long. Lineage: Eukaryota; Viridiplantae; Streptophyta; Magnoliopsida; Rosales; Rosaceae. The record is from the annotation of a GenBank genome assembly.